Messenger RNA from Physella acuta, 1886 nucleotides. RefSeq names its product palmitoyl-protein thioesterase 1. The record is from RefSeq and is a predicted model, not a curated record. Gene Ontology annotation, biological process: receptor-mediated endocytosis; protein depalmitoylation. Gene Ontology annotation, cellular component: lysosome. Lineage: Eukaryota; Metazoa; Mollusca; Gastropoda; Physidae. Gene Ontology annotation, molecular function: palmitoyl-(protein) hydrolase activity.
CUAGAAACUUAAACAAAAUGGUGGAUAGCAGCACAAACAUGUCUUCUUUGCUGUUUCUCCUUUUUGUUAGCUGCAUAAGCUUAACCUUUAAAUUGUGCUAUGCUGAUCCCGUUCCAGUUGUUAUAUGGCAUGGAAUGGGGGAUUCAUGCUGCAAUCCUCUCAGCAUGGGGUCAAUUAAGAAACUCAUUGAGCAGAAAGUUGGUGGAGGAAUUUAUGUAAAGUCAUUGGAAAUUGGCAACAAUAUAGUUGAGGAUACAGAAAAUGGGUUUCUAAUGAAUGUUAAUCGACAAAUUGAUAUUGUCUGUGAUCAGUUAAAAAAAGAUCCAAAACUACAGCAAGGUUAUAAUGCACUUGGUUUUUCACAAGGAGGCCAGUUUCUACGAGCUAUCGCACAAAAGUGUCCCACUCCACCAAUGUUUAAUUUAGUUUCAUUUGGAGGACAGCAUCAAGGUGUAUAUGGAUUCCCUCAUUGUCCUGGAGAGAACCAGACACUUUGUGACUUUGUCCGGAAGCUUUUAAACAGAGGUGCAUACAUUCCAUGGAUUCAAAAUUUCCUUGUGCAAGCAGAAUAUUGGCAUGACCCAUUGAAUGAGGCAGAGUACAGAAACAAGAGUGUAUUUUUGGCAGAUAUUAACCAAGAACGAAAAUUUAAUGCUACUUACAAGACAAACCUCCUGAAGCUCAAGAACUUAGUUCUUGUCAUGUUUGGUGAGGAUACAAUGGUGGACCCAAAGGAAAGUGAGUGGUUUGGCUUCUAUGUUGAAGGUCAAGGUAAAACACUCUACAACAUGACACAAAGCAAAUUGUACCAGCAGGAUUUGAUUGGACUGAAAGAACUUAAUGAAAGUGGUCGUCUUACCCUACUUUUAUCUCCUACUGAUCAUCUCCAGUUUACAGAUAUUUGGUUUGAGGAUAACAUUCUUCGCUUCCUAAAAUAAUCUUAAAAUUGUACUGUUAAUAAAGUGCUCUUCUAUUAAUUAAACAAAUUAGGCUUUUAUUUUUAGAAACUGGUUCAGUUAAAUGAUGAAACUUCAAAUUGUUUAUGAUCAUUUUAGCAAAUAUUAAUUCAAACUUUUGUGUAAAAAAUUUAACACUUUGCUAGCAUCAUUUGGGAGUGUGCCAGUAUUAUAAAACAUUUUUGAAGUAAAUAAAUAUAAUCUAAAUCAAAAAAUGUUUUUGUAUGUUAAAAAAAAAUGUAUAAGAUGCGCUUUAACAUUUUCUUACAAAAACUCUCAUUUUCAAUUUUUUAAAUUUGCUUUUCAUUCAGAUUCCUUGCAAAUCAUGUAAUAUUUUAUUUAUUUUAUCCUCUUUUUUUUUUAAAUUUAAAAAUAACUAUGUUUAUUUAGCAAUGUAUAGAAUUGGUUAAUUUAUUUGAUGUUGAAAUCAUGUAACAUUUAAUAUAUUUUAUCUUUUUUUUUUUAAUUUAAUAAAUAACUAUGUUUAUUUAGCAAUGUAUAGAAUUGGAUAAUUUAUAUGAUGUAAAAAUAUUUUGGUUUAUCAAGAUAAAGUACAGAUAUUUCACAUAUUACAACUCAAGUAUGCUUUGAAUAGGUUUUAAAAUCUUGUGAUAGUUUUUGAGCAAAUAAGCUCAUAAGUUCACUUUAAAUUACUCAAGUUUAUGAGAUUAUUUUACUACAAAAUCACCUUGAUAAAUGGCAAUCAUACACCUAUAAAAUGAUCAGGUGGUUAAACUUUAAUAGCUUUUUUAAUUUUUUUGUAAUCACUACUGAAAAAUUUAAUUGAAUAAUCACAAAAAUAUUAUUUUCAGUCAUUUAAAAAAAAAUCUACUUAAUGUUAUUUAAUUUAAGUCAUAAUCACUUUUUGAUCUCCGUGUUUGUUUCAUGCUGGUAUGUAAUUUCCUUAAAUAAAACCUUUAUAAUUUUUAA